Messenger RNA from Syngnathoides biaculeatus (alligator pipefish), 6062 nucleotides. Its product is annotated as cyclin-K-like. The record is from RefSeq and is a predicted model, not a curated record. Gene Ontology annotation, cellular component: cyclin/CDK positive transcription elongation factor complex; nucleus. Lineage: Eukaryota; Metazoa; Chordata; Actinopteri; Syngnathiformes; Syngnathidae. Gene Ontology annotation, biological process: regulation of transcription by RNA polymerase II; positive regulation of DNA-templated transcription, elongation. Gene Ontology annotation, molecular function: cyclin-dependent protein serine/threonine kinase activator activity.
AGAAAAUGGAAGAACGUUUAGAUUCGGAUGUGACGUUUUCCGGGUAGCGUGACGUCUAAAUUACGUCACAACACGUAACAUUCGUCGUAAUCCAAAAUGGCUGCGCUCUUGUCAGCCACAAUGGACGCUGCCAGUUAGCCGGCGAGCUAUCAUACUUUGAGUAAAUCACUGAUUGUUCUUGGACGGAUUUUUUUCUGCCUGCGGAUAUAUGUUGAAGCAGGCAGGCAGCGCGGGCCCGUCCUCUUCCUCCUCCUCUUCCUCUUCCUCCUCCUCCACGGUGGCCUCCCCUCAGUCGAUGAAGGAGUCCAAAGAAAACGCAGCGGGCGGCCAGCAGGCCAUGUUGGACCACAUCAAGCCGUGCUGGUACUGGGACAAGAAAGAUUUGGCGCACACGCCCUCUCAGUCCGAAGGCCUGGACCCCGGCACGGAAGCCCGCUACCGCAGAGAGGGGGCCCGCUUCAUAUUCGACGUGGGCACCCGACUCGGCCUACAUUAUGACACGCUGGCGACGGGCAUCAUCUACUUCCAUCGCUUCUACAUGUUUCACUCUUUCAAACAGUUCCCCAGAUAUGUGACGGGCGCUUGUUGUCUCUUUCUGGCGGGCAAAGUGGAGGAAACUCCCAAAAAGUGUAAAGACAUCAUCAAGACGGCGCGCAGUCUGCUCAACGACGUGCAGUUCGCGCAGUUCGGAGACGACCCCAAGGAGGAGGUGAUGGUGCUGGAGCGAAUCCUGCUGCAGACGAUCAAGUUCGAUCUGCAGGUGGAGCAUCCGUACAUGUUCCUGCUGCGAUACGUGAAACAGCUCAAAGGCGAAAAGAACAAAGUGUGCAAGGUUCUCCAGAUGGCCUGGACCUUCGUCAACGACAGCCUGUGCACGAUGCUGUCGCUGCAGUGGGAGCCCGAAAUCAUCGCGGUGGCCGUCAUGUACUUGGCCGGCCGCCUGUGCAAGUUCGACAUCCAGGAGUGGACGGCCAAGCAGUCGUCGCGCCGCUGGUGGGAGCAGUUUGUGCAGGACGUCCCUGUUGAGCUUUUGGAAGACAUCUGCCACCAGAUCCUGGACCUUUAUUCCCACGGCAACAAGCCCAUCCCCCAGCAGUUGCAGGAGAAGGAGCGGGCGGCGUCCGCGCCCGCCGCCCCCCCUGACUCCCGCCCCGCCGCCGCCGGCCGCCGUCCCGCCCCGCCGCCGGCCAAGAAGACGUCCCCUCAGGGUGGCAGCCCGGUGCGCCAACUCAAACGGGCACACACCUCCCCCAAGGAAGAAGUCAAGCCCCCAGAACAAGUUGGCUCGAAGAUUCCUCGGCUGGAGGGCCCCAUGCCGCCGUUGCCCACCUCGCAGCCGCCGCCAGAGCGCAAACCCGCCGCACCCGCCCCGCCCGCCGAAGCGGAGCCCCCGAGCGAGGCGGCCCCCCCGCCCCCUCACGCGCCGCCGCCCAACCAGCCCCCGCCGCUCCCCCACCGGCCCCCCCCGCCGCCGCCCUCCAACUACCUCAUGUCCACCACCGGCUCCUACAUGUCAGGUGAGGGCUACCAGAGCCUGCAGUCCAUGAUGAAGACCGAGGCACCCGCCUACGCGCCCCCAAUGCCGCCCGCGUACGCGCCCCCUAUGCCACCCUACCACGUCUACCCGCCGCCCACGGCCCCGCCGCCGACGCACCCUCCGCCCGCCGGCUACCCGCCCCCCGCGAUGCCGCCCGGCUACCCUCCGCCGGGCUACGCCAACUACCCUCCGCCGCCGCACAUGCCCCCGCCGGGCAUCGGCCUCCCCCCGGCCGGGUACCCGCCUCCGCCCGUGCCGCAGGGCCAGCCGCAGGUGCCCCUGCCCCCGCCCCCCGGCAUGCCCAUGGCCCGCGGCGGCUGGAUGAGAUGAACUGCAGCCAAAAAAGACUUGCGAAAGUCACGGUGCGCCCGAUUUGUUUUCUUUCUCUUUUUUUUUUUAGUCGUACGCGCUUCUUCUUCUUCUUCUUCUUCUUUGGUCUGCCGGUUGCAAAAUUUCCAUUUUUCCGGCUUCUAUUUUCUUCGGUCAUCUCGUCAGGGUUUCGGCGUUUACGCCCUCGUGUGCCUUAACCCUCGUAUUAUGUUCUGAUCCAAUUUGACCCGUUUCUAUUUUUGCGUUGGCCAAACUAAACUAAACUAAAGCAAAGCAAAUCAAUUCGUUGUGCUUUGCAUAAUUUAAAGCAUUCAACUACAAUGAAAUAAAACAUUUUAAAAUAGUCGAAUUAAAGCAGCGUGUGUAGUUCAAGAAAUAUCAUGGAAAAGUGGAACUACUCAAACGUGAAAAAGUUCACAUGUGGGGCUGACGUCACCGUGUUGACGUGAAAGCAUGGAUGAGUUUUUCGUGUUCUGCUUGACUCACUCCAGACCUGUUCUUCACUUUUGGUAACUGAUUUGAGUUGUAAUCUUAUCGGAACACCAAGGUUGUGGACUUGGUCUUUGUCAGUCCAGGUAUUUACUAACUGCAGUCGUCUCCGUUUGCUUGAAGAAGGUUUUGGCUCAUCCUGUUAUUUAUCUGCUUUAGAUACCGUUACAACACCUCAGUUGGCAUCUGGAGGGACUGCUAAAUGUAAACGUGCGUCAUCUGCACAGCUAUGAUAGUCGAAAGUAAAGUUCGGGAAAAUUUGACCCAAGGGUGGCGUAUACAGGCUGAACAGGAGGGGUGCAAGAAUUGACCCUUGAGGAACCCCAUAGGUGGAAGCGUUCCAUUAUAUCGAAGCCACGUUUCCAACCUGUUUCGAAGUCGACCGCGAUCUACGGUAUCAAAAUCCGCAAUCGGUUCCAACAAAAACAGAUGAUCAGAUUCUGUACUGUGAUGAGUUCCGAAACCAGAUUGAAAUUUGUCAAAAAAUUUAAGAAAUGGGCGAGUUGGUUAAAAAUCACUUUCUCAACAAUCUCGGCUAUGAGACGGAGAAUCGAGACGGGUCUUUCGCUUGCGAGCACGGAAGUGUCUGACGCUCUUUUUAGGGUUCAGGAAAGUCUGCAGAUUGAAGUCAGCAGUUGAUUAUUUGCUGCAAAUCGGCUCGCGCGAUCGUUUUGAAAAAGUCGGAUGGGAUUGAGUCGAGACUGCUCGUUGAUGGGUUUUAGUUGCUGUGCAGUUUUCCUCGGGGGGGGGGGGGGGGCAAACUAUCAAAUUCUGACACGGGGUGAUAAGAGUUUUCCCUUGGUAGCUUCAGUUGCAGGAUAGGAUCGUUUUACUGUUAUUUAAUCUGAUGAAUCUUAUUAUUAUUUUUUUUUUUUUUACUUAAACGGAAUUUAGUGUUGAAGAUAAUCGCAGUCCAGUGUGACGAACCAGAUUAAUCCACAUUUUCAGUAUAUAUAUAUAUAUAUAUAUAUUUUUUUUAUUGCUACGUGUCAAAUAAGUUACCAGUGGGUGCAAAAAAAGCAACAAGACUCGGCAUUCGUGAUAAAGUCUACGUGUACACUUUUAAGGCUCAUUUGUUGAAAGGCGUGUGUUCAUUAAAAAAAAAAAUAAUAAUAAUAAUUGGCAGACUAACGGUGGGCAAUUUCAUCCGUUAUUCCGCUCCAAGAUUCUUUAACGACGUUCCACAAUUUAUGUAUCUUUUGCCAUCCAUUUUGAUGGCCAUCUUCCGUUUUCUGCGCAUGUUUUUCUCUCCAUUUGAAGGCGUUUUAGCUGAACAGUAUGGAAGUAAAUAUGUGCCAGCAGGAUUUGAAUUUGAAAUGGAAAGUCGUUAAAUUUUUAAUAGUUGCUCCAAUUCGCUGUCUGAAAUGCAGGGUUACUUAAGGUCAGAGCUGAAGAGCCAGCCAAUCGCAGUUACGCUUUCUUAGUCACGUGACUUCAUUUGACUAAUAAAGCGUAACUGCGUUUGGCUGGCUGUUGGGUUCUGGUUGUGAUUUUUAGACAGUGAAUCGUAGCCGGUUGAAUUGUUAACAUUCAAAAGUGACACUGAAAGCCAAGCAUUGAAAAUGUGAUGACUUUACAUCUCAAGUUCAAAUCCUGGUGGCACUGAUCUACUUGUAUAACCUCAAUUUUUUUUGUUGAACCUCUUUAUAAGUUUUCCCCUUCUCCAAUCCAAGUGCGCCGUUCUUCUGGGCAACGUGUUGAACGACCCGUUUUUCGGCCCACUUGGUGAUUUUUUUUUUUUUUUUUUUUUCACGAAAGCGAUUGAACGCACCCCUUUCGACAAAUUGCCCAGUCGCGAAUGUUUGGCGUCUCGUCGCUUUUCUGCGACUCGACCGGACCUCCUGCUAACUUGUUUGACGUAGCGCUAAAAAAAAAACCCAACGUACUGCAAAUGUGGAUUUCGGUCACACUGGACUGCAAUUAUUUUCACCACUACUUUACCAGGUGUUACAAGUUCUGGAGCUGGUUCUGGUUUUGGGGGCGCCGGCAAACAGGAUGUGAGUAUUGUUGAAGUCCUUACUGAUGAUUUCAGGGCAGUCUUUGCUGUCUAGUCGUGACUAACUUAUUGUUAUGAUUUAUGAUUUUGCCUCAUUUAGAAACUAACUAACAAAGACCAGAUGAUAGUUUGCGAUGAUGUCGUUAUAUUAGUACGUUUCUUCCGGCUCGUCCCGUUAGGGGUCACCACAGCGCGACAUCUCAGAUGAACGCUCGUAUUUGUUUGGCACAAUUUUUUUAACCGCGACGUGCCCUUCCUGACGCUGGGAUAUGAACUCACAACCCCAGGUUUAGCAAACCAAAGGCUCUUAACCACUGAGCUACGUGAUGAUUUGAUAGAUUCACAUUGUAAUCGUAGGAAGGGAAAAAUGCCCCCCCCCCCAACAUAAUACAAGGGUUAAAGGCUUCUUUGUGUUUUUUUUGGAUUUCUGAAAAUAAUAUCCCCCCCCCCGUCUUCUCUAUUUGACCAAAUUCGGGAUCAUACGACAAGGUGCAAUGAUGAAUCAGCUAAUCGAUUAAAUUAAUCAACUGUGACCCGAGUUCUGCGAGAAAAUACAUGUGGACCGGCGCAACCGGCUUGGGAGUCACUGAUGGCUUAGCGGUACACGCGCCUGCCUUUGGCGCGGGCAGCGUGGGAUCGAUUCCCGCUCAGUCACUGUGUCGAUAUAUGCCCCGCUGUAGUCCGCCUUUCACCUCUAGCGAGCUGGGAUAGGCUCCAGUUUUCCCGCGACCGUUGUGAGGAUAAGUGGUUUGCAUAAUGAGUCAUAUUGGGAAAAAGUAAAAGGAGCAUGCAGAAUGCAACUAAAUUGAUUGGUACAGUAAGUUUCCUUUCGGUUUGUCCACUAGGGGUCACCACAGUGUGCCAUCUCACAAUUUUUACACCAGAUGCCCUUCCUGACGCAGCAGUGGGAUCCGAACUCACGACCCUUUGUUUCCCAAACCAAUGCUCUAACCACUGAGCUGCGGGGCCACAAUUGCUGUAAGGCGAGAUUGGUUUCAUACCAUAUUCAAAAUUGCCAGAAGGGGUCAGUGUCUGUGCAAAAAUGAAACAAGCACAACCGUCUCUGUCAUCAUCUCCGGUUUUAUUUUCUCUGCUUUUGCUUCUCGCGCCAGUUGCGAGCCGCUCGGACGUCGCAGGGCGCGCGAGCGAUCUCCGCCGGCCCCCGUUAACAAAAGUUCCGAAACAAAAGCGCGCCGCGACGUACAAGUCAGGACGUUUAUAUACAUUUUUCUACAAGAGAAUCAUGGCUUCCGAUCGUUUCCUAGCAAAAAAAAAAAAAGGACACUUUUCACUGGGAAUAAAUUGAUCUUGUAUUGACUGUAAGUCAACACUGGGGCCACACCGGAGGGGCGAGGGUGGGGGGGUCUGGAGAAAAAAUAUGUAUAAAAUGUAUUUUCCCCUAAAACUACAAUUAAAAAAAAUUGAAAAUGCUCAACUCCGUUUCCAUUCAAGAGUGCACAUUUUUUUUUCAUUAAAAAAAUAAAAUAAAAUCACCAUAACACAAAAUCAAAGUUAAACUACUUCUGCCCGUUUCUAGAAGAAAAAAAAUGGUCAAAAAAGUCCAUUAUUUCUUGUGUAACAAUUCUACAGGAUAAAAAAAAAAUGGUCUAAAGUUGUCUAAAGACUUCUUAAAAAAAACUUAUCUAUAAAGAAAAAUCAAAAGUGCACUGUGGAGGGGAAAAAAAAAACUUGUGGGGGCGGAGUGCUCUA